AUGAGCAACAUGGAAUGGGACAGCAAGACCGUCAUCGGAUUUAAGGCUAAGGCCCCCAAAGUUACCCGCAAUGCGUCGGACUUGAAUGGUAAAACAGGAGCUGUCGUUGCUACAGACAAGAAGGUCACCGCUGGUGGGAACAAAGCCCGUCCAGGGCCAGAUCACCAACGCAUAGCCAAGCUUGACCGCGAGAACGAAGUUGCUCCUCCACCGAAAGUCAACGCAAGCGUCGGCAAGGCCAUCCAAACUGCUCGCAUGGACAAGCAGCUGACUCAGAAAGACCUGGCCCAGAAGACGAACGAGAAGCCUUCUGUAAUACAAGACUACGAAUCCGGGAAGGCUAUCCCUAAUCCUGCGGUCCUCGGCAAGUUCGAGAGGAUUCUGGGUGUCAAGCUUCGUGGUGCGGAUAUUGGAAAGAAGCUGGAGGGGCCGAAGAAGUCGUGA
Messenger RNA from Suillus plorans, 444 nucleotides. Its product is annotated as multi protein bridging factor 1-domain-containing protein. Gene Ontology annotation, molecular function: DNA binding. The transcript is spliced from 5 exons. Gene Ontology annotation, cellular component: nucleus. Lineage: Eukaryota; Fungi; Basidiomycota; Agaricomycetes; Boletales; Suillaceae. The record is from RefSeq and is a predicted model, not a curated record. The coding region runs from base 1 to 444 and encodes 147 amino acids.